AGGCCAACCACGUCACAAUAGAAAACACAAGGAAACUGACCGGAGAUUAUAUCAUCUUGGUCUUAACUCGCAGGAAAUGGCUACGAAAUACCCUCAAUGACUUUUCAAUCUAACAUUUUCAAUAUAAAAGGAUGGGUUUGUUGCCCAAAUGAACACAGAGCAUAGCAACUUAGCCAUUGGAUCCACAGCUAGGAGUAGCUAGUGCUAUAUUUUAGAUGAAUUCUAAGUGGGUAUGGAUGUUGGUGACUUUGGCUUGGGUGAACGGGUGGUGCCAUUGUUGUUUAGAGAAAGAGAGAAUCGGUUUGUUGGAGAUCAAAGCUUGGAUCAAUCACCCCAAUGGUAGUUCCUUAACCCACUGGGUGGAAAACAAAGAGGAUGAUGAUUGUUGUCAGUGGCAUGAGGUUAAGUGUGACAACACCACAGGGCGAGUGGUCGAACUCUCUCUUCCGUUUACAAGGGAGUAUUGGAUUUUAGGGGAUUUGUAUCUCAAUGCAUCUCUAUUUUUGCCUUUCAAAUACUUGAAGAGUCUCCACUUAGGUGGUAAUGGAUUGGUUGGUUGCUUUGAGAACCAAGGCUUGGAAGUCCUGUCAUCAACGCUGAGGAAAUUGGAGUUGCUUGACCUAAAUCUUAAUCAAUUUAACGACAGCACUCUAUCAUGUCUGAGUGGGCUUUUGUCUCUCAAGUCUCUGGAUCUAUCAAGGACGUUAUUGACUGGAUCAUCAGCAAUCAAGGAUUUAAGGAAGUUAGAAGUCCUUUUUUUGGACAACAUUUUCAUCAGCGAAAGCAUUUUGCUAGACUCACUGAGAGCCUUGCCAUCCUUAAAAACCCUAUAUGCUCGGGACAAUAAUUUCCUCGGAACACACACUGUUGAAGGGAUCUAUAAUUUGACCAACCUUGAAGAAAUAUUCCUUGAUGGUUCUUCUCUGCCAGAGAACUUUCUUCAGAAUAUUGGAGUAUUGUCUGCUCUUAGAGUUUUGUCUCUGACCUCUUGUCACCUCAAUGCUACUCUACCUACUCGAGGAUUCUUAAAUUUGACAAACCUUGAAGAAUUAUUCCUGGAUGAUUCUCCUCUCCCAUUCAAGUUUCUUCAGAGUAUUGGUGUAUUCUCCGCUAUCAAAGUUUUGUCUAUGAGUAAUUGUCAACUGAAUGGCACUCUACUCACUUCAGGCUGGUGUGAAUUGAAAAGGCUAGAACAGUUAGAUCUCUCUAGAAAUAAUCUAGAUGGUCUGCUGCCUGCUUGUUUUGGAAACUUGUCAUCACUGCAAUUAUUGGAUGUGUCCUACAAUCAACUCACAGGAAGCAUUGCCUCCGGUCCUCUUACCAGUCUCAAAUUCCUAAAAUACCUAUCACUAUCAAGCAACCAAUUUCAAGUCCCGGUUUCGUUUAAGUCAUUUAUGAACCACUCAGACCUCCAGUUCAUCUCCUGUGACAACAACAAACUAAUAAAGGAACCUACCUUUCAGAAUUUCAUUCCAAAGUUCCAGCUGAAGUUUUUUAGCUUGUCAAAUUGCAAAUCAAAAGCACUAAAUGCAAGUAUCCCCGACUUCCUCUAUAACCAAUAUGAUUUAAGAGUGCUUGAUCUCUCCCUCAACAGUUUCCCUGGAAUGUUCCCAUCUUGGUUGUUUGUGAACAACACAAAAUUGGAACAACUGUUCCUGAAAGGCAAUUCUUUCGUAGGUCCUUUUCAAUUGCCAUACCAUCCAAAUCCUAACCUUUGGAUACUGGAUGUUUCGAGCAACAGUAUACAGGAUCAAAUUCCGAGAAACAUGUGCUUGAUCUUUCCAUAUUUGAGGAAUUUAAGAAUGACCGAGAAUGGACUCACAGGUUAUAUUCCUUCUUGUUUUGGAAAUAUUAGCUCUUUGGAAGUUUUAGAUUUAUCCAACAAUCAAUUGUCUAGAGGAAUACUUGAGGAUCUGACCUCCUCAUUAUUGUUUCUCAAGUUGUCAAACAAUAAUUUGGGUGGGCAAAUAUCUCCCUCAAUUCUCAACUCAUCCCUUUUGGAGUUUCUCUACUUAGACGGCAACAAUUUUGAAGGAAAAAUAUGGGAUAUUUCGUUGAACACAUGGCCUUCCAUGUCAGCACUGGAUAUUAGCAACAACCAUUUCACUGGCAUGCUUCCGAAGUGGAUAGGCAAUAUUGCAUACAUUCGAGCAAUAGAUUUCUCGAGAAAUCAUUUUGAGGGUCAAAUUCCAGGAGAUUAUUGCAAGCUCGACCAGCUUGAAUUCCUUGACCUUUCUGAGAAUAGAUUGUCGGGCUUUCUACCUUCUUGCUUCAAUCUACCAAGUUUAUCCCAUGUUCAUCUAUCUCAAAAUCAACUGAGCGGUCCGUUAACAGAUUCAUUUUAUAACAGCUCUUACCUGGUUACGUUAGAUCUUAGAUAUAACAGCUUCACUGGCCCUAUACCAAAUUGGAUUGGCAAUCUUUCAACAUUGAGUGUUCUUCUUCUGAAAGCUAAUCAUUUUAGUGGUGAGUUCCCUGUUCAUUUAUGCUUGCUAAGCGAAUUAAGCAUUUUGGACAUGUCACACAAUAUGCUUUUCGGUCCUCUACCCUCUUGCUUGGGAAAUCUUACAUUUUUGACAAGUUUCAAGAAAGCUUUAGUUGCCUCUCACAUGUAUUUUGUGUACAAAUCCAGUGUCGGGAUUUACUCUAAAAAAUCCUAUGGUCGUUCUAGACUAGAACAUGGUGGAGAUAACACAGAGAAUGAAUCUCCUGCCCUCAUCGUCGAAGAAGUGAUUGAAUUUACAACGAAAGGGAAGUCUUAUGCAUACAAGGGCGACAUCCUCAACUUCAUGUCUGGUAUUGAUCUCUCCGACAACAGAUUCACAGGUGAAAUUCCAUCGGAAAUGGGAUACUUGAGGGAGAUACAUGCGUUAAAUUUGUCACACAACAAUCUGAUUGGAUCAAUCCCCACAACAUUCUUGAACUUGAAGAAUGUAGAGAGCUUGGAUCUUUCUCACAAUAACUUGACCGGUGCCAUCCCCCGACAACUUACUGAACUUACCUCAUUAGCAGUUUUUAGUGUAGCAUUCAAUAACUUGUCAGGCAAAACACCAGAGACAAAAAACCAAUUUGGGACCUUUGACGAGAGAAGUUAUAAAGGGAAUCCGCUUCUUUGCGGACCUCCAUUGAAAAACAGCUGCAGCGAACUUGAAUCACCUUCACAGUCUGAGCCAAAUGAUUCGAAUAGCGGGCGAGAACAUGAUGGAUUCAUGGACAUGAAUGUUUUCUGUGUGAGCUUCGGGGUAUGCUACACAAUUGUGGUACUAGCAAUUGCGUCAGUUUUGUACAUAAACCCAUAUUGGCGACAUAGGUGGUUUUACUUCAUUGAAGACUGCAUGGAGACUUGCUACUACUUUGUAUUGCAUACAUUUCAUAAGCUAUCCAUCCUCCUUCAUAAGGCCAUAGGGUCUUAUGCGUGCCUUUUCUUUUUUCAUAUUUUUUAGUUUGAACUAAUAAAA
Molecule: messenger RNA, 3458 nt
Organism: Populus euphratica (Euphrates poplar)
Lineage: Eukaryota; Viridiplantae; Streptophyta; Magnoliopsida; Malpighiales; Salicaceae
Product: LRR receptor-like serine/threonine-protein kinase GSO1
Exons: 6
Coding region: 237-3443 (1068 amino acids)
Molecular function (GO): protein binding
Source: RefSeq, a predicted model, not a curated record